This is a messenger RNA of Dendroctonus ponderosae (mountain pine beetle), 1076 nucleotides long. Its product is annotated as glycerol kinase. Gene Ontology annotation, molecular function: glycerol kinase activity. The record is from RefSeq and is a predicted model, not a curated record. Lineage: Eukaryota; Metazoa; Arthropoda; Insecta; Coleoptera; Curculionidae. Gene Ontology annotation, biological process: glycerol metabolic process; triglyceride metabolic process; glycerol-3-phosphate biosynthetic process. Gene Ontology annotation, cellular component: mitochondrion.
UGAAAAACAUCGUAACCAUUGGCAUAACCAACCAACGAGAAACCACAAUAGUUUGGGAUAAAACCACAGGAAUCCCAUUGUACAACGCCAUAGUGUGGAAUGAUAUCAGGACAAAUUCAACUGUAGAUGUAAUAUUAGCGAAGAUCCCCGACAACAAUAAAAAUCACUUCAAGUCGGUUUGCGGGCUUCCAGUUUCCCCCUAUUUCAGUGCCUUCAAGCUGAAGUGGCUCAUUCAGCAUGUGCCGGCCGUCAGGAAAGCCAUUAGGGCGAAAACGUGUCUUUUUGGAACAGUCGAUACUUGGCUACUAUGGAACCUAACCGGAGGCCCGAAUGGGGGCAAACACUUAACGGACGUGACAAAUGCAUCCAGAACAUUCCUCAUGAACAUUGAGACUCUCUACUGGGACUCUCAGUUGCUCAGCACUUUUAAAAUACCCCAAGCUCUGCUGCCGGAAAUCAGAAGCAGCGCGGAGAUAUACGGAAAGAUCCGGGAUGGAUGGCCGCUGGAAAAAGUCCCCAUCUCCGGAAUUUUAGGUAAUCAACAGUCGGCCUUAUUGGGGCACAGCUGCUUUCGAGAGGGCAUGGCCAAGAGCACUUACCGAAGCGGCUGUUUCCUGCUGUACAACACCGGAACUAGCCGAGUCCAUUCUUCGCAUGGGUUAGUGACCACAGUGGCGUACAAAUUUGGAGACGAGCCCGCCAUUUACGCUUUGGAAGGAAGUGUCGCUGUGGCUGGGGCCGCAAUAAAAUGGCUGCGCGACAAUAUGGGGUUCAUAAAAAACAUCAACGAAGACACCGAAUCGCUGGCCAAAGAAGUGUUUACUACUGGCGAUGUGUAUUUCGUUCCGGCCUUCAAGGGCUUGUUCGCGCCCUAUUGGAGGCAGGAUGCCAGAGGGAUAAUUUGCGGAUUGACGGCGUUUUCAACCAAACAGCACAUCAUAAGGGCGGCCUUAGAAUCGGUCUGCUUCCAAACCAGAGACGUUCUCGAAGCGAUGAAUAAAGACUGCGGAAUUCCACUCUCCAAACUCAACGUCGAUGGCAUUAUGACCACGAAUAACUUGCUGAUGCAAUUACAG